CGGACCGCUCCCCCUAAUCCGACUAAGUCAACCGGAAACCGCACCUACACGCGUACACACAUGCUCCUCCACCACCCCACCCGCCGGCCCGUCCUCGCCUCCCUCCUCGCCGCCGCCGCCACUGGGCCAUUCUCGCUGCCGGCUCCGCCCGCUUCCGCCGCCGCGUCCGAGCUCUCUAUCAAAGAGGUCAACAAGCGGCUCGGCGCCAUCCCGGUGGUUGCCGUCGUCAACGAGCAGGACUCGCCGUACUUCACCUCGUCCGAGGGCGCCACCCAGGUCGGUUACUUUUUCCUCGACCCCACCGACGCGCUGCGCGAGCUGCGUGCUGUGCAGGGCGAUAACCCGUCGGCGAGGCUCAAGCUGACGACGCUCUCCGAGGUGUACUUCCCGCUCGUGCAGGGCGACGCCACGGCGCUGGGCGGCGUGCUGCGGCUGCGUCCCUCGCGGCGGCAGAUAGUCGAGGCCAACCGCGCACUCCAGUUCAACUCGCCCGAGGGCACCCUCCUCCCCGUCUCGCUCUCGGAGGCCAAGGGGCAGGUGCCUCUCUUCUACUCUGAGCGUGUGGCGCUCUCGACGGCGGACGGCGCCGCCACGCGCUACCCCUUCUAUCUCCGAAAGGAGGACCUCGACCGCGACUUUUCCCGCCUCGCGGCGGAGGGGGCGCUGCAGGGCGGCGCCGUCGUGGCGGGCGACGCGGCGCUCCGCUCCAACUCGGCACGGCGCGCGGCCAGGCGAGCUGAGCGCGAGGGCGGCGGCGGCGCGGCGGCGGUGAGCGGCAUCCCGGCGGGGCUGACGCGGGUGGCGACGCUCGACGGGAUCGUGGCGCAGAUGCGCUCCGGCGAGGUCGACCUCAAGGACGCCCUCCUCGUGCCGAGCCCCGACGCGCUGCGAGCGGCGCAGCAGCUCGUGGCCGAGGGCGGCGGCGCGGCGGCGGCGGCGGCGCCGCGGUAGGGUUGAAAGGUUCGAUAGAGAGAGCGGGCUGCGGGGGAGCCGAGGGGCGACAUCCACCCCCCCUCGGAGAGAGAGCAGGCGGCGUAUUUUCAAAGUCUCAACAUGGCACAUGGACUCA
Molecule: messenger RNA, 1069 nt
Organism: Emiliania huxleyi CCMP1516
Lineage: Eukaryota; Haptophyta; Isochrysidales; Noelaerhabdaceae
Exons: 2
Coding region: 61-951 (296 amino acids)
Biological process (GO): protein transport
Source: RefSeq, a predicted model, not a curated record